AUGCCUGAAGUCAUGCCACCUCCAACUGAAGAUCGGUGGGAACAAAUAGCUCAAGAUUUUUGGAUGUUAUGGAAUUUCCCAAAUUGUUUAGGGACGAUUGAUGGGAAGCAUGUCACUAUUCAAGCUCCUCCAAACAGUGGUUCCAAUUACUAUAAUUAUAAAAAAACAUUUUCACUAGUUCCCGGAACGGUUGAUGUAGGCUCAUAUGGGAAAAAUAGUGAUGGAGGCAUAUUAGCUCACUUAAAUUUAGGAAAAGCCUUGGAAAACAACUCACUGAAAAUUCCAGGAACUAACACCAAAGCGCCGUUUGUUAUAGUUGGAGACAGGCCCGGCGGAAGGCACAGGCAACACAGGCCUAUGCCUGGGGCGGCAUUAUGCUUACGCAAAAACUGA
Messenger RNA from Diuraphis noxia (Russian wheat aphid), 393 nucleotides. RefSeq lists its product as uncharacterized. NCBI's taxonomy places the organism in Eukaryota, Metazoa, Arthropoda, Insecta, Hemiptera, Aphididae. The record is from RefSeq and is a predicted model, not a curated record.